CCGACGUCGAGUUAUAUUAGGACAACUUCAUCAAUUCUGGAGCUUAUCUCUCAUCAGUCUACUCUCGGGGAAUCCUUUCGAAGUCUGGAAUUUUGACCAUGAUGAACAAUCAGCGCGUUCGCCCAUGUUAAGCCCCUGGUUGUGAGACGCGAAAGUCAAAACACUCCUCCAGAUGCAGUGCUAUACUGAACUUCUUCCGCCUUCGGGUGUCACUCAUGCUCUAUCGGUCCAUUUCACAUCAGCAAAGACCGACAAUCUGAUAGUUGUCCGGACAUCUCUGCUUCAGAUUUUCCGGUGCAAGCAGCUCGACCACACCCACGACACCAAACUUGUCCUGGUCGCCGAGUACACUCUUGCUGGUACUGUCACGUCGCUAGACAAAGUGAAACUUGCAGAAUCGAAAAGUGGUGGAGAUGCUGUCCUGGUUGCGUUUCUGGAUGCUAAAUUGAGCUUGAUCGAGUGGGAUCCGGCAUUGCAUAGCAUAUCUACCCUGUCAAUACAUUACUACGAGCAUCAUGACCUGCAAUCAGCGCCGUGGCAGCCCGAUCUGGCUGAAUGUGUCAGUCAUCUGACGAUUGACCCUUCUAGUAGAUGUGCCGCUUUCAACUUUGGCGUCAGUAACCUUGCCGUCAUUCCUUUUCAUCAAGCUGGCGAUGAUUUGGCCAUGGACGAUUUUGAUGAGAUUGACGGCGAAGACAAGGAACGCCCUUCACCAACCAAACAAACGGAUGUCAACGUCGACGGACACGGAACUCCCUACAGCCCCUCGUUCGUUCUGCCACUCACAGUUCUCGACCCGGGCCUUCUACACCCCGUCGACAUGGCUUUCCUCCACGAGUAUCGCGACCCGACCAUCGGCAUAGUAUAUUCGACAAUGGCGCGCUCCUCAAAUUUGAGUGCAGAAAGACGAGACGUGACAAUAUAUGCGGUAUAUGCGUUGGAUCUGGAGCAAAAGGCGUCGACCACACUGCAGUCUGUCCAAAGACUGCCUAAUGACAUUGAUCGCAUUAUGGCUCUGCCGCUACCAGUUGGCGGAGCACUACUCAUUGGCGGCAAUGAGUUGAUCCAUAUUGAUCAGGGUGGAAGAGCGAGCGCAAUUGCUGUCAAUGAAUUUGCGAAGGACGCGUCCUCAUUCCCCAUGACCGACCACUCGGAGUAUAGGCUCAAACUCGAGGGUUGUCGUAUCGAACACCUGGGCAACGCUAGUGGUGACAUGCUGAUCAUUCUCGCGACGGGCGACCUCGCGCUGCUAACAUUCCGGAUGGAUGGCCGCUCCGUGACCAGCAUGGCACUCCGUCGAAUGGCUGAAGGACAAAUGCAGAGUCUUCUUCUGACAGCCGCAUCUUGCGCGGCCAAUUUGGGAUCUGGGUGUUUGUUCAUUGGCAGUGAAGCAUGCGACUCAGUCCUCGUGUCUCUUACCAGGAAGUCUUCUCAGUUGAAGAGAACGUCGUCUCGAAUGAAGCCUGAAACGAAUGGUUUCGAGCCUGAUGGAGAAGAGGAUGACAUUGAGGAUGAGGACGAUCUCUACGGCGAAGUCUACACCGGGGCUAAUGGGCAUAUUUCAGCGGACGCCAACAGCCAGACCUUCCAUUUAAUGGACCGUCUUCCAUGCAUAGCACCCAUCAACGAUUUCGUCCUAGGAAACCCGAAAAAGCGCAAACAUGAGGAGACGGAUGGAGUUCAAGGACAAGGAAGUCCGCAACGUGAACUUGCAGUAGCGUACGGAAGAGGCAGUGCUGGGGGACUCGCAUUCGUGUCAAAGUACCUUGAACCUGAGGUAAUCAAACGGUUCAAAUACGGAGAUGCUGCUGGACUGUGGUGUUUUUCGUCAAGCCAAAACCAAUCAGAAAAGAAGCAGGCCUUCGAUGACCUCGUGAUCAUAUCCCAGACCACGAGCGAAGGCGUGGGAAAGUCUUCGCUAUGUCGGCUGAGCGGUGGUAACUUGGAUCCUAUGGCAGACUGCGAAUUCGACGAGACGGCGGGACCGACUAUAUCAGUCUCAAGGCUAAAGACCACGGCUCACACUGUUCAAGUAUUGCCCACCGAAAUCCGAGUCUACGAUUCCGAGUUCGGGCUCUCGCAGAUCUUCCCCAUCGUGGACGAGGAAGAGGGUCAGUCGGCUAAGGCGGUCAAGAGCACAUUCGCAGAUCCGUAUCUGGCCGUGAUCAGAGACGAUCGGGUUAUGACACUGCUAAAAGCGGACAAAGCUGGCGAACUUGACGAACUUGAUCUUCCAACCCCGUUGAAGGACAAGACGAUUCUUUCUGCAUCACUCUACUUCGAUCACGAUGACUUUUUCGACACUUCAAGGUUCUACGGCAACGCUACUUCCGCUGGCCCUGUUCUUGCAGUCCUGACCGCGGAUGGCCACUUCUGCAUGUUGUCGUUGCCCAAUAUUGGGAUCCAGAUUUUCCAAUGUGACAGCCUACCAUUUCUCCCUACAUGCCUGAUGCAAAACUUGCAGGUACCCAAACAUUGGAGGAACAGAGACGAUCUGGGUGAGAUACUGCUAGCUGACCUCGGAGAUGCUACCGACUGUCGACCAUUUCUGAUGGUCCGAAAUCUAACGGGCGAUGUUAUUCUUUAUGAACCUUUCACCGAUCCCAACAUCCUGGGAAGCUUCAAAUUUAGAAAGGUGGCAACAAAACCUCCGGAAAAUACUGAAUAUCGAGCAGAAGGAGAAGUGUCUUCGAUUCAUCCCAUGCAAGUCGUCGCGGACAUUAGAGGCCACGCUUGUGUAUUCAUACCUGGCCCUUGCCCAUCGCUCAUCAUGCGCGAAGCUGCGACGAUGCCCCACAUUCACGAGUUGGCCACUACGUGGAUCAAGUCACUAAGUGGUGUACAUACCACAGAAUGCACGCAGGGCUUUGCUUUCUUAGAUGACCACCAGAAUGUUUGCUUCGCGCAACUAGAAGAUUCGACCAUGGUUGGUCAGUCAGACUGGGCAAUCAAGAGAGUUCCAUUUGGACAGGACAUUAGCUCAAUUGCCUACUAUGAACCGACCGACUCGUAUGCCUUGGCCACACAUUAUCCGAUUGAAUUCCAACUUCCUCAGGAUGAUGAAUGGCAUCCAGAGUGGCAGAACGAAGCCACAAGUUUUCUGCCAACUUCGCAGCAAAGCACUCUCAAGCUCAUCAGCUCCAAAAGCCAUUCGCUCAUCAGCCAGUAUCAUUUUGAGGCGUGCGAACGGAUCCUCUGUGUCAAAAGUCUUAGUCUGGAAGUAUCUGAAGAAACUCAUGAACGCAAAGAUAUGAUAGUGGUUGGCACCGCUAUUGUCAAAGGCGAAAAUGUUACUACACGAGGAAACAUCUACAUCUUCGAUGUGGUUGACGUGGUUCCCGAACCCGGCGUACCAGAAAGUGACCUGAAGUUGAAGUUGAUCACGAAAGAAGAUGUGCGAGGCGCAGUGAGCGCGAUUUGCGAUAUUGGUUCACAAGGCUUCAUGCUCGCCGCUCAAGGACAGAAAUGUAUGGUGCGAGGACUUAAAGAAGACAUGUCGAUCCUUCCUGUGGCCUUUCUUGACAUGCGCUACUAUGUCCAUGUCGCAAGGGAGCUGCGCGGGACAGGAUUGUGCAUACUUGGAGACGGCUUCUCCGGGCUAUGGCUUGUCGGGUACUCUGAGGAGCCGUACAAAUUGCAAGUCAUUGGUCGGGAUUUGGAGAAUCCCCCUGUCAUGGCGGCGGAAUUCUUGCCUGAUGGCAAGCAAUUGUAUAUCAUUUCAGCUGAGGAGAGCGGGAUAUUACGGGUUCUUCAGUACGAUCCUGAAGACCCCAAGGCAGAGCGUGGGACCAAGUUGCUGCUUCGAAGUACAUUUAACGCAGGAGUGAUGCCUACAAAAAUGUCACUGCUCCCACCGAAAAUGAGCACAGUCACUCGAGGUGAUCCCGCCAUGGAUAUGGAUCUGGAUGUUGCACAGAUGGCCAGCCUCAAUCGAAUUCUGGUGACUACACAGUCCGGAUCUCUGUGCAUGCUUACUCCACUCCCAGAGGCGGCAUAUCGACGGUUGUCAACGCUUCAGAACACGCUGCUGACGACGCUCGACUUUCAGCCUUGCAGCUUGAACCCUCGUGCCUACCGGCAAGUCGAGACGGACGGCAUCGGCGGCAGAGGUAUUAUUGAUGGUAAUCUGGUAAAGAGAUGGUGGGAGACGAGCACGCAGCAGAGAGUUGCUAGUGCAGAUAAAGCUGGAGGGAGCGUCUGGGAGAUUCGAGGAGAUAUGGAGCUCAUCAGCGGCUGUGAUCUGGGGUUUUAGGAUGACCUGGCUCAUCGUGGGAUUCACGACUCGGCCGCGUAUCGGCCAAGGUCAAGCGAGAGCUCUUCCUCGAUGGAUAUGGGUUUUAUGGAUCAUCCAGGACUCUCCCGCCCCGUCCGAGGAGAAUUCUUGGACUUGUGGAGGCGAAGCUCUAACCCCAUAGAGGAUGGCACCAUCAUGCACGAAUACUUGGCGAGAAUACGAGUAACGGGAGAGAAAACUUUUUCAGCUUGCAUCGAUCGCCUUUGGACUUUCCAUUUUCUAGCGGCGCAUGGAUGAAGGGCCAUAAUAAUAUGGGCCCCAUUUCUUCGGGGUCUUCUCGCAUUGUGCACAGUCCCUUGUCCCGCAAAAGGGCCUCAAGCGUGUCGUCUCUGCAGCUCAAGAUUGGUGCCGAAGUUCGCGAGGCUGAACCAUGAUGCCGCUUGCCCUGCUUGGCGACUGG
This is a messenger RNA of Exophiala xenobiotica, 4694 nucleotides long. RefSeq lists its product as uncharacterized. Gene Ontology annotation, molecular function: protein binding; nucleic acid binding. NCBI's taxonomy places the organism in Eukaryota, Fungi, Ascomycota, Eurotiomycetes, Chaetothyriales, Herpotrichiellaceae. The record is from RefSeq and is a predicted model, not a curated record. The transcript has a single exon. Bases 173 to 4252 code for a protein of 1359 amino acids. Gene Ontology annotation, cellular component: mRNA cleavage and polyadenylation specificity factor complex; nucleus.